Molecule: messenger RNA, 5772 nt
Organism: Saxophila tyrrhenica
Lineage: Eukaryota; Fungi; Ascomycota; Dothideomycetes; Mycosphaerellales; Extremaceae
Gene: HIR3
Product: Histone transcription regulator 3
Exons: 2
Coding region: 1-5772 (1923 amino acids)
Biological process (GO): chromatin organization
Cellular component (GO): HIR complex; nucleus
Molecular function (GO): nucleosome binding
Source: RefSeq, a predicted model, not a curated record
AUGCCCGGCUUCAAGGCGCUCAAUAUCGAAUCGGACGAUGAGUCGGACAUCGAGAUCGACGACACGAAAGAAUUGCAGAUAGAGGACGCGCUCAAGCUCUACCAAGCAGCACUCAAAUACCAUGCCGAAGGUCCCGCGUCUUACGAACUGGCUGCGGAGGCCUACCAGGAGCUUUUCCAGUCCGACAUCUUCACCUACCCGGAAUCUCAAACGGAGCUUCGUCGCAUCGAGCUCUACGGUCCACUCAUCGAGACGGACGAUCUAUGGCAAGACGAUUUCUCCUUGGGUGUCGGAGUGCCAAAUGGAGGGUUCGAUGCAGGUCCCAGUUCGCUGCCACAGAUUCUGCACCUGAGUCACAAGAACUACGCUCAGUUCAAGCUGGAGUAUCUGACAUCACGUUUGGAGGUCCUGAACGUAACACUCAAUCAAAUAUUGAGUGAUGCGACAGCCGCACUGGAUCACUUCACACAAGCGCUGGACAAGGAUGACAGCGACACUGGCUUGUGGCGUCAGGCUGCUAGUGUGGGAGAAGUGCUGGACAGCGAGCGCGUUGCGCGUUACUGCUUGGAAGCUGUGCUUGAUGGCGACGAUGAUGCUUUGGGAAGCAUUCUUUCUCUACCAGGACUGGACGAAGGUCUAGCAGGCGAGCAGUUGCGUCGCGUUACUGGUCAGCUCGAGGACGAGUUGUCAAUUCUCCAAAAUACGCAAUUGCGUAGCAAGCGUGGUGUCAUCUCGGAAACGCUCAAGAAGCGGCUGGAUCCUUAUCAAAGUGUCGCAAACCGCAAACGGCUGCUGAAGUACCACGACUCUCCAGAGCCUCUUCAGCCUUCCCGUGUCACGCUCCAGAAACCCAGCACCUGGGCAGAAGUGGGUGAGAUUCUGUUGCGGCAGCUCAUGGCAGAGCGGCAUGGGACGAGUACUGCGAGUCCCGCAGUCGCGAUAAGCUUUGACCAAAACAAGUCCUUGAGCAUACUGCCUCCGCGAGAGGAAUCCCCAUUGCAAGUAAUGUUUGAAGGACAGCGUGGCUCACCUGCAGGAAGCCCUUUGCGUAGUACGAUCAACGAGCAGUUUCCAGGUCUUGACAGCGGUCAACCCACGGCGCAACCACAGAUAGCAUCUGCAAAUGCGACCGAGGAUGCGAACGAUGCUCAGGCUACUGCCACUGACGUGACGAUGGUCGACGGCCCCAGUGUCUCUCUGCCAACACGUAAGCGCUCCGGAGAUGCCGCAGGUCUGACCGAUGGGGCAGACGAAGGCAGGACGAAGAGCAAGCGGACCAGAUUGCGGGAGUCCACAGCUGUCGACGACAGCCGGCAAACGAUGGUUGAUGCCAACACGCUUUGGGAGUAUGAACAACAGAUUAACGAGAUUCAGGCGGCCGACGACUGGAUGUUCGAGACGGUUGGAAACCUGUUCGAGCGGAUUGGCGUUGUGGGCUUGGAGGCCGGCAGACAAGUAAGACAGGAGCUUCAGAGCCUAGACGAAGGCGACGCCCCAACAACAAACGGUUCCGUCGCUCAGGUUGAGGGCUUGGAGCUUGCGAAAUCCGACCUGCACGCCUUUCUGAAAGAAUACUCGGACAACUUGGCAAACAACUUCCUCAUCAGCGACAAUGAUCUUGAUAUUGGUCAGGGAGCAAGUACUUCAGGUAUUGGAGGCCCGAUGUCAAACACCGCAGCAUCUCGACAGGGCAUCGAGAAGCCGACACUGUCCAAUACUGGACUUGCAAGCUUUCUUGAAGAAGUCGAUUAUGGCUGGUUCCUGACACAAGAAGUUGCCUGGAAGUGGAUGUGCCUGUUGCUACGUCCUGAUAGCUCUGGACGUGCGAGCACCUACUGCGGCGCAUCAUGGCCGGAAGACUUGAAGACGAUGGUGGUGCGGACGCUGGUCAACUUUGAUGAGAGCUUUUGGGGAGAGGCGAAGGCAGAACUGAACGCUGCCCAACAUUCGAACGUCGCAUCCAAGGACGGCGCUUUUCCCGAGAUGGUGCAAGCUACCUUCGAGCUCCAUUUGGACAUCUACUGUCUUAUCAAGGAGCCAAACAGUGGCGUGGAUGCAGAAACUAUAGAUGCUCAGCGCGAUCGCCUGCAGCGCUGGUCGGAGCUGAUGCGAGAAGCAAUGCACUUCGGUUCGCUCUUUGGACAUAUCGAAAGCCGUCUGGACGAUACUCUAAACAUUCGCUUCCUCUGGGCAACAACCUUCUGUCUUGCCGCUUCGUCCGAUGCUAGCCAAGACCAUGUCAUUGAAUGCAUGAACGAUCUGCGCGCAACAUUGGCUGAGCUGGACGAAUGCUCCAUUCACCUACAGAACAAUGCUGUCAUGCCAGAGAUCUCCGUAUCCGCGCUUGAUCGAGAGAUCUCAAGACUCACGACCAAAGACUUCUUUCUUCGUGUGACAACUCAAGACCGAAGGGACCCGGCCGCUAUCAUCAACGAUCUCGAGCCUCUGCUUGUUGCGCUGGACCGUGCGAGUAACACACCGCGGGGAGCAAGUGACACCAACGACGAGCAGACACCGGACCUUACUGUUUCGCCUGACCUCGUCCGCUUCCUGCAGAGCAGUGACAUUUCCGUCCAAAUGCUGUUGUGGCAUCGCCUUCGAGAUGCCUAUAUUGACUACCCUUCAAGUGGCAUGGUCGUCCGUUGUCAUUUCGACAUGAUCAGGCUGCUCCUUACGGAGCUGAAAUCGAAAGUGACGGCUUCCACGGCACAGCGGGAUCGUCAACUCCAGACACUGAAGACACUGAGGCUGGUGCAAGACUUGAUCUCCAGAACAUGGGACAUUGUUCGCAAGGACGAUUCCCCGCUCUUCUUCAUCGACGAGUUCGCUCUGCCCAAGGCAGUCAGCACUCUUGGGGAGGUUCUGCAGCUGCUCCAGGUCUUCAUUGUCGCGAGUGACUCGAUCCGCAUUGGGCAGAGUCAGCCGCCGGUUCUUGCAAAUGGCUCCGAAACUGCCACAUUUGCGAAGAUGAAUGCGAAAGUACAAGAGAUGCAGGUGCAGAUCUGGCUCAUUCUGUACUCACUAUUGCAAGAGGCGAUUGAUCAGAACGCCGACCUUUUCAAACGACUCGACGACAAGUUCGACUUCUUGCGAACUGUCCAUCGCAACCUGGGUCUACGCGGCACAUGUGGCAUCAUGAACAAACUCUUCGUUCGCACCUUGAAGGACGAGUUCGUUCACAUGACAAGUAUUGAGGGCUACGACAGCGAACAAGCCCAGGUGCUCUACGACCUCUAUGGCCUGAACUGCUUCCUGAACCCGAGUUACGAGCUCAUAGAACACCACUGCCAACACGACGCCUUUAUCGACAGAGGAAUCGCGGUCCAGGCGGUAGAUCUAUUGAUACAGCAAGCAUCAAAGUUGCCUACGAAGGAACUCAUCAAGCACCCCAUCAAGGACACGAUUGAAAAAGUCCACGCAGUAGCUCCACGAAAGAAACCCUCUGACGCAAUACAACGCAAUCGCGAGGUUUAUCGGCGAUUCCUGCGGUCUCCAAUUCAUCCUCUCGACCUGUUCAAUUGUUUGAAAGGGGAGGGCAACUACCUGACCGUGAACUACGUUCCCAGAGAAGAUGCCGUGCUUGCAGCAAAGGGCUGGUACUUUCUCAUGGGGCACCUGGCCCUGGCGAAGUUCCGAGCUCCGAAACGCAAUGGGCCGACUCCGACUGAAGAUGUCGACAUCGCCAUUGCAUUCUUUCUGCAAGACCUGGAGUACAGCAUGGACAACUGGGAGACCUGGUUUCGGCUUGCGCAGGCCUAUGAUACUAAGGUAGAAGAAAGCGUAUGGACUGCGGACAAAUCGAAUAACCACAUGCCCGAGAUUGUACAACUGCAACGGGCUACAAUCCAUUGCUUCACCAUGGCCACUGCGCUGGCAUAUCGAUCGGCAAACCUCGAGGAUGAGACGAUUGCAGAGAAGAUAGUCGAGAUGUUCACUGAGUUCGCAACAAGACUUUACGCAUCCUCUCGUGAGCCAUUCAGCAUGCAGGCGUUCGCGCUGGAAGGCGAGGAGAAGUUCUUCAGUCUGCUCAAUGAUUCAGGGGUCAGCAAAGGAAAACCAUUCCAGCCGCUGCGAGUCUACACCGCCUGGAAACUCGCCAAAGUACUUUACCAGCGGGCUUUGACCGGCAAGCCACAGUCGUGGACACUGCACUUUAUGCUUGGCAAGUGUCUGUGGAAGAUGCACGCCGCCUCUGACUACGUUAGAAGCCCGAAGGACGUGCCACCCACAGCACCGCAAGUGCUUUCUAGCUUCAUCAGAGCAAUCGAGCUUGUUCCCAACGAGAAGAAGAAAGACAGCAGAGAGAAACGCGAGCCCGUUCUGGAACCUCAUUACAAGCUGGUCAGCAUCGUCCACAAGCUCGUCAGCAGAGGUGAGCUCAGUCUGGAAGAGGCGAAGGAAGCUCUGUCGAACACGCCUUAUGCUCGUGGCGCCGACUUCCCAGCGACCAUGGAAGACUGGGUUCCGUACGUUCUCUCUGUCCUGCAGACGCUGCGCACCGCCGACAAGGCAAAUUGGCAGCACAGGAUGAUCGCCCGAGCUGCGCAGAUAAUCUACGAGUCUGAUCCUCGCGCUGACAGCCAAAGCAUGGUGGCGAUGGGUGCGAAACAUGAACUCACGAAGCAGAUGUUCACGAAGACCAUGGUGUUGCAAGUCUGGCGGCCAGACUUUGAACGAGCCGGCCGGCACUUUGUGUACACUGCACGGUACACUCGACUCUUUGUCCGCAUACUGGAGCAGCUCAAAGACCGAAGCAACCUUGAGAUGCUUGCCAGAAGGGUCCGCAGACGGCCGAACGAGAUCUUCGAACACAGCUUGGUCUGGCAAGAGAUCUGCUUCGCUUAUUUGCGAUUGCUGCGCGGCCACUCAGGGGUGCAGGAAGGCCUGGAGACGUCGACGUUCAGUAACAUUGCAUACGAAGACUUUCUGGCACGCAAGGAUUUGCUGGAGAAGUGGAUGUCGUCGCCGCCACCGUCAGGGACGUCACCUGCUCUGGACGCGCUGAGAGAAGUGCAAGAGCUCAAGAAGAUCAACCAGGGACUGAUUAAGCCGGGCCCGUUCGACGACCUUAUCGGAGACAGUUAUGCCUACCUUUUCAAUACCGUCGGCCGUCAGCUUUUGGACGAAGAGCAGCGUGUGAAGCGUGAGAGGGAAGCAAGUCGUCCACCACCGCCGGCAGCAAGCCCUCCACGACACCCGGCGAUGGGUCUCAACUACCUGAUGAAUGGUGAUGGUGCCGCGGAUACUCCUGCCAUGCCGAAAGUCACGCAGUCGACUCUUACCGCCCCACCGCAGACUGAGCAAGCUCCUGUACGCCGCAAGACAGGCGUCGGCCGAAGGGAGAUACGCAUGUGCGCCGAGGCGGCUAUGCAGAAGCCCACCGCAGCGUCGUCAGCCGCAUCUAGCAGUACCUCCAAGCUGCCCGCCACGUAUCCAAGGGUGCAGGUCGUGAUUGACUCAUCCGCUGCCCACACAGGUGACGCAUCGGCUGAGACCUCUGCUCCCGGGAGCAUACACGACAGCGCAGACGAUGAGAGCGAACUCAGCGAGCUCGAGGAGGAAGGCGAGGACGACGAUGAGGCGGGGGGUGCUCCUGUCAAGGACGAAGCCAAACCACGGAUGAUGUUCCCAGGCCUUGCUAGCAAUCUGGCUUCUCGCGAGGGAUCUGAAGGAUUUGAGAGCGCGGAGGGAGAAAGCGUGGAGAAGGAGACGAAUGGGGAUGAAGAUAGCGCGGCCACUGGCGUGCAGCAAGAGGAUACCAUGGAAGAUUAG